Messenger RNA from Anolis carolinensis (green anole), 2738 nucleotides. RefSeq names its product hydroperoxide isomerase ALOXE3-like. Gene Ontology annotation, biological process: linoleic acid metabolic process; lipoxygenase pathway; arachidonate metabolic process. Gene Ontology annotation, molecular function: oxidoreductase activity, acting on single donors with incorporation of molecular oxygen, incorporation of two atoms of oxygen; iron ion binding; protein binding. The record is from RefSeq and is a predicted model, not a curated record. The coding region runs from base 72 to 2090 and encodes 672 amino acids. The transcript has 14 exons. NCBI's taxonomy places the organism in Eukaryota, Metazoa, Chordata, Lepidosauria, Squamata, Anolidae.
CAGAUUCCCAGGAGCAGGCCAAGGAAAGCAGGCAAUACCCUCCACUGGGCUACUUUCCUUCCAAGUUUGCCAUGGCCGUCACCUACAAAGUCCGGGUGGCCACCGGCAACUAUCUUUGUGGAGGAACCAUGGACUCCAUUUCCAUCACGUUGGUGGGAUCCCAAGGAGAAAGCGGCAAGUUCCCUCUGGACAAAUGCGGUCGAGAUUUUUCUCCCGGAGAGGUGGAUGAAUACAAGGUUGAGAGCCAGCAAGACGUGGGUCCCAUCCUCCUGAUCCGGCUCCACAAGGAACGCUACGGGGCUUUUCCCCAGACGAGCUGGAACUGCAGCUUCGUGGAAGUCAUGGCACCCAAUGGGCAGAAGUACCAUUUCCCUUGCUAUCAGUGGAUUGUGGGAUACCAAACCCUGGAGCUCAGAGAAGGGGCAGCCAGAACGAUUGCCAUGGAUGCUGGAAACCCAUCACUGUUGCAACACCGGCAGAAGGAGCUGCAGGCAAAGCGGGACUCCUACAGAUAUAAAGAAUACCAGCCUGGAUGGCCCAUGUGCCUCGAUGCCGACACGGUGGACCACUUGCACCCAAACGAUCGCUAUUCCAGAAUUAAGGAAAAUGUUUUCCAAGUGCAGAUGGUGACAGCUGAAGUGGAAUUGAAAAUGAAAGGCCUGCUAGAUUGCAAAAAUUCUUGGAAAAAACUGGAUGACAUGCGGAUGGCCUUUUGGUUUUAUCGAUCCCCCGUCACAGAAUAUGUCAUCCGGCACUGGCAGGAAGAUGCUUUCUUUGGCUACCAGUAUCUCAAUGGGGUGAACCCCAUUAUCAUCCGGAAGUGUGUGGAAAUCCCAGCCAAAUUCCCCGUCACGCAAGAGAUGGUGGCCACAUCCUUGGGGAAGCACACCACGCUGGACCAAGAGCUCAAGAAGGGUACCAUAUUCCUCAUAGACUGUUGGAUUUUGGAAGGCGUCCCGGCAACAAAACUCAACGGAUCCCUCCAGUGCAUCUCUGCCCCUCUUUGCCUCCUGCAUUUCACUCGCCUGGGUGAGAUGAUCCCCAUCGCCAUCCAGCUGACGCAGCAAUCCGGACCGGAGAGCCCAAUUUUCUUGCCCAUGGAUUCAGAGUGGGACUGGGCAUUGGCAAAGUUCUGGGUGCGAAACAGCACUUUUUACAUCCACGAAAUCCUCGUCCACUUGCUCUCUACUCACCUGGUGGUGGAAGUCUUCAUUCUAGCCACCUUGCACAAUUUACCUAUGUGCCACCCAAUCUACAAGCUAUUAAUUCCUCACUCUCGAUAUACCUUACACAUCAAUGUCCUAGGCCGGGUGAACCUUUUUUCUGCAGGAGGACUCAUUGAGCAGGCCACAGGUACAGGUUUCCAUGGUGUCUCUCACCUACUGGCCAAGGGUCUUUCAACAUUGACCUAUACCAGCCUAUGCCUCCCCGAUGACAUCAGAGAGAGAGGGGUCGAAUCGCUCCCAAACUAUUACUACAGAGAUGAUGCUUUGAAGCUCUGGGAAGCCAUUGAGAGCUUCGUGUCUGGCAUCGUGUCUCUCUACUACAAAAGCGACCGCUCCGUGAAGGAAGACUCCGAGGUCCAGGCCUGGGUGGCUGAGAUAUUUGAGAAGUGUUUCUUUGGGCAAGAGUCUUCUGGUUUCCCUUCACAUCUGGAAACCAUCAAUGAGCUAACCAAAUACCUAACCAUGGUGAUAUUCACCAGUUCCGUCCGCCAUGCCAGCGUCAACAAUGGCCAGUUUGAUUUCGGGGCCUGGAUGCCCAACUACCCUUCCUCCAUGAGGAAGCCACCCCCAAAAUCCAAGGGCAGCGUGACUUUCGGGGACAUCUUGGACACCUUGCCGGACGUCAGCACAACCUGCAGCACUUUGCUGAUCCUUUGGCUUCUCAGCCGGGAACCGGGGGACAGGAGGGCCCUGGGUUGCUACCCGGAUGAGCAUUUCACCGAGGAAGGAGCAAAAGAAGUCAUCGUGGCUUUCCAGAGACGCCUGGCUCAGAUCUCUGAGGAAAUUGAGGAGAGGAACAAGGGCCUUCCGCUGCCUUACCACUAUCUCUGCCCCAAAGAAAUAGAGAACAGCACCUCCAUCUAAAGCUUGAUCCUGGCUUCUCUCUGUUUCUUCUGCAAAGGUGGUCUUUGAAACGGGGUCCCUCAAGUGUCAGAAUCAAAGGCAGGACAUCAUUAUGGAUCAUUACAGCCUCACAAACACUGAAAAGCAUUCUUCCAGACAUCAAUUUGUUCCUUGUGCUUUGCUACCUAUUAGACCUUGGCUUGGAUAUAAUUUGCAAAACCAACUGAUGAAAACAUAUAGCAUUCAGCAGAAAAGAGGAAGCCACAUCUUGAGAACUAAGAAGGCUAGAUCAUUGGCUUGGUUACUUUGAUUACUUUGGGAUACCAGAGUUGUCUGUUUACAGAACGGAAAUUAUGCAAAUGUAGGAUAUAAAGAUGGAAGCUAACUAGCAUCUUAUAUGUAAAUAUUGCAAUCUAAAUUUCUUAACAUUCAUAGAAUACAGUAGGACAAAUGUUUUGUGCAGUCGGCUCUUUGUAUCUACAGUUCUGCAUCCACAGAUUCAACUACCAUGGCUUGAAAAAUAUUUUAGCAGAAAAAUUCUCAAAAGAAGAUCUUGAUUUUACUGCUUGCCAAGCACAAAGCCAAUGUAUUGGCAUACCUUGCUGUUUCACAGAUCCAGUGCUUGUUUGAAUUGUUUGCCAAAUUAUUACACCAUUGUUUGUCGUGGGA